This is a messenger RNA of Paraphaeosphaeria sporulosa, 3932 nucleotides long. RefSeq lists its product as uncharacterized. Bases 109 to 3816 code for a protein of 1235 amino acids. Gene Ontology annotation, biological process: positive regulation of establishment of bipolar cell polarity regulating cell shape. Lineage: Eukaryota; Fungi; Ascomycota; Dothideomycetes; Pleosporales; Didymosphaeriaceae. Gene Ontology annotation, cellular component: plasma membrane of growing cell tip. The record is from RefSeq and is a predicted model, not a curated record. The transcript has 3 exons.
CUUCCCCUCGGCCAUGGUGGUCGCCACACGCGCUUGCUGACCACUCUGCAACAACACCCGCUUAUUCUUUCGACACGCUCGAACCCGAGCUGUCGCCGCCCGCUGGCCAUGAGGGACUCGUUCUCCUCGCUGCUGGCGUCGCGCGCCGGCAAGCUCGCCCUCUCGCUGCUCCUGGCUUCACCAGACCUAAUAUCGCACACGACCGCUUUCACUUUCAACCCCGUACCCGCCCCUAAUAUCGACAUCGCGCGACUAGGCCGCGUUGCCCUCGCCGGCGACUUCGACGCGAUAUCGCUCUACCAAUACGAAGGACAGAACCAGGACGCCGCGACCAAUGGCCUCUACUCACGCUUUCCAAACGGCCUGUUUGCGAAAAUACAAAAGACCGAUGGUGAAGUCAGGGCCAUGUGCCACUACAAGGGCGGCAAUGCAGACGCCAUCGUAGUAGGCGGCAACUUCACCAGUGUUGAUGGCCAAUCUACCCCAGGCGGCAUUGCGCUCAUCGACACCAAUACCGGAGACGUGACGGCCACGACCGGAUUGACCGGGCAGGUCAAUGCUCUACUUUGCGACGACGAGCGCCAACAAGUCUAUGUUGGAGGCUCUAUCGAUGGCGGCGCCAACUAUAGCAAUGCUAUAAUCUGGAAGGCAGAUAACAGUUGGUCGGUUCUACCAUUCAAAGGCUUUGAUGGCAUUGUGCAUUCAAUCGUUGAUGGCCCAAACGACACCGUUAUCUUUGGUGGACAGUUCCAGAACCUGAAAGGCGUCAAUCUGACCGGGAAUGGCACCGCAGAAAACAACACCCAAUCUUUGCCUAUCGGAUCUGCCACUAUAACGGCCCAGACGAGCUCAGGACUUCAAGGCUUCACGGACCCCAAGGUCAUCGUUUGCAAGAACGACACCAGAACACAAGGUUCCGACUCUACAUGGCUUCUGGCAGACAACAGUCCUGGUUUCUGGAAAGCCGAUUUUGGCUUCGGAUUUCAGCCUACACAACUUCAAUUGCACAACACCGAUUUUGAGGGUCGCGGUACCAAGGAAUUCCGCUUUACGGCUCUACCAGACGGUGGCAUCAUGAAUUUGACCUACAACGAUCCUAGCUCUGGAGAGCGGAAGUUCUGCGAUGCCAGAUGUCCCUUGCCACAGGGCAACACAAGUGCUCAAGUAUUCGACUUCGUCAACGUGGUAGGCAUGAACUCGUUUCGGAUUGACAUUUCCGAUUGGUAUGGCAAUGGCGGAGGUCUGAAUGGGAUCGAACUAUUUCAGACUGAAAUCUACGCUUAUGCCAUUCAAGAGUUCAACGCGCCGAAAUGCGGAGGUGCCACCAGUGGUGGCCAAGCCACCGCUGUGGGCGAGUGGCAGUCUACCCCUUCGCAUGACAGUACUUCGAAGUACCUUACUGCGACUCUCGACACAGCUAAUUACUCACCAAACUCAACCUACGUUGUCUUCCGACCGGAUGUUCCGCAGUCUGGCAACUACACGAUCAAGAUGUACACUCCUGGCUGCCAGGGUGACGGAACUUGCGGCACUCGUGGGAGGGUCAACAUCACUGGCUUCAUGGAAACCGGCGCUCGCCCAUCCAGCACCGUAAUCGCCCAAACAAAUGAUUUCGACAAGUACGACGAAAUCUACAAUGGCCAUGUCGACGUUACCAAUGGCUUCCGGCCCGAAGUCACGUUGGCUCCUGUUGCUGGUCAGAAUCCUGGAACUAAUGUGUUGACUGUCGUCGCUCAACGAGUGCGCUUCGAGAUCCGCACGGCACAGGAUAAUGGCACUGAACUAAACGGUCUCUUCGAGUACAAUCCCAAGGAACAAAUUACCAGUACAAACUUCACUGCUUCGACCAUCGACAAAGCUGGUUCGAGUCUCAAUCCGCAAAGCACGGCUAUUGUCAAUGCUUUAGUGACACAGGGUAGGCGACUAUACGUCGGCGGGAACUUCACAAAUGGGGACGGACUGAACUACAUCUUUGCCGUAGAUGAUGGUGGCCCUACAGCGCUCAGCGGUAAAGGCCUCAACGACCAAGUGGUCACCAUCUACCCGGGCGGAUCCACGCUUUAUGUCGGUGGCAACUUCACCAACACCCAAGACAAUAGCAAUGGCAACCUAGGUCGAGUUGCUGCUUAUUCUGACGACAAGUGGCAGGCUCUUGGUGCUGGUGUUGACGGCAUUGUCACAUCCAUCGUUCCCAUUUCCAACGUUACGGGUAACGCGACCGAGGAUGUUCUUGCCAUCACCGGUGAUUUCGACAAUGUUCGCGCGUUCGGCAACAACCCAUCUUUUGCCGCGGACGGAUUCGCUAUAUGGGUACCAUCUCAGAACAACUGGUUGCAGAACCUGGACCUUUCAACCAUGGCAAUCUCAGGCAGUAUUACAGCAUUUGUUGGAUUGAACGAAACUGACCGGUUCUAUGCCGGCCAAAUCUCCUCGCAAGGACUGGGUGCAAGCGGCGCCGCCAUCCUGAACAGCAACAGCACUUUGAGCAGCCUUGGAAUUGAUAUCAACCUCCAGCCAAAGCAACAAGCGUCGUUACGCAAGCGAGCUUUAACCGCGGGCCAGAAUGUGAACAACACUGGAAUCUCCACUGCUCUGUUCCACAAGAACGGCAACACCAUCGACAAGACGAUUCUCGCCGGUCACUUUGCGGCGACGGACAAAGACGGCAAGAACAUUACCAAUGUUGUCAUCAUCGACAGCAACAAUGAAAUCACGGGCUUUGGUGAUGAGGUGGACUCAAAUUCGACCUUUAGGGCACUCGGUCUGCUCGGCGACGUUCUCUUCGCUGGUGGCAUGGUCACUGGUCAGGUCGGAAACGACCCAGUCGCUGGAGUCGUAGCAUACGAUCUUGCCAGUAAGAAGUUCCAAGAUAGCCAGCCACCUGCGCUCCAAGGCACCAACGUUACCGUCAACGUCAUCGCCGCCAGGCGCAACUCUCAAGACGUCUACGUUGGAGGUCAGUUUGAUUCGGCUGGAGCGCUGAGCUGCCCAGCUCUCUGCGUUUGGGACAACGGCAGCAAGCAAUGGAAUACUCCUGGCGCAGAUAUCUCUGGCGUGGUAACGAAUCUGCUCUGGGUCUCCGAUACCAAGGCACUGGUCGCAGGCAACCUCACCCUUGGCAGCAACAACAGAACCAAGAUCUUUACGUACGACUCCACCAACAGUCAAUUCCAGGAAGUUUUAGGAGCUGGCGAUCUGCCUGGAACUGUGGAGACUCUUUGUCCUGCCAACGUGGAUGGGUCUCAGAUGUGGGCUGCCGGUAAAUCGAGUGAUGGCAAGACAUAUCUGCGACGUUUCGAUGGGAGCAAAUGGGUCGCCGUGGACGACAAAUUGCUGGGUUCCGGUACCAACAUCCAAGGCCUACAGGCUCUACCUUUGACCCAGGACCACCAGAAGUCCGACCUAAUCGAUCAGAACCAAGAUUUAUUGAUCUUGGGUCAAGUAAACAUCACAGGCUUUGGUGUCGCUUCUGCCGCACUCUUCAACGGUACCACCCUGACCCCCUUCCUUCUCGCUUCUGCAAAUGGAGGCGCGUCAGGCAGUCUGUCGAAGGUAGUGGCAGAACACGAAGAUUUCUUCCAAGGAGGAGGCAAACAUCUGGCUCUUGGUUUCAUCGUCCUCAUUGCGCUUGCUAUCGCGCUUGCGCUCACUUUCUUGCUGGUGGUGGCCGGCAUCCUCAUCGAAUGGUACCGCAAGAGGGCAGCUGGCUAUUCCCCGGCCCCCACCUCGUUCACGGAUCGCGUUGGCAAUCAAAGUCGGAUUCCGCCUCAAGAGCUUUUUGGCACCCUUCGAGGACCCCAGGCACCCACGGUCUGAAUGGCCCUCGCCCAAUAUGCAGCGCGAUGAAAGUACAUCGGAAAAUGUAUUGGCACCGAACGUCAAUCCUAUCGCAACGUCGACAGUCAUCAACAAAUGGAUGUCCACAUAUCACU